AUGACAAUGUGUGAUACCUCAGUUGGCGUCGCACAUGAUGCCUUCAACACAUUCUUCAGCGAGACUGGUUCCGGCAAGCAUGUGCCUAGGGCCAUCUUCGUCGACCUUGAGCCCACUGUCAUCAACGAGGUUCGCACUGGCUCGUACCGCCAGCUCUUCCACCCAGAGCAGCUCAUCUCAGGGAAGGAGGACGCAGCUAACAACUUUGCUCGUGGCCACUACACGGUUGGGAUGGUGAUUGUCGAUCUAUGCAUGGACCGUGUGCGCAAGCUUGCAGACAACUGCACUGGGCUUCAGGGAUUCUUGGUGUUCAAUGCUGUUGGUGGUGGUACUGGCUCUGGACUUGGUUCACUGCUGUUGGAGCGCCUUUCAGUUGAUUAUGGCAGGAAGUCCAAGCUUGGUUUCACCAUUUAUCCUUCCCCACAGUGUUGGUCAUCAUUUUCCUGUUUGGUUGUGUUGCUUCUGCUUGUUAUUCUUGCAUUGAGCGUGAGCGAGGUCGAGGCAUUGUACAAGCUGUUCAAGAAGAUCAACAACGCCUUCAUCGAUGAUGGGCUGAUUAACAAGGUCAUCAAUGGGUGUCUGCUGCUACAGGCCAACCACGCUAGGCGAUCGCGGAGGCCAACCACGCUUCAGGCGCGAUCAGCCGCCGCCAUGCAGGGCUUCCCCGGCGGCGCCCCCGAUCCGCAGCAACUAUAG
This is a messenger RNA of Zea mays, 696 nucleotides long. Its product is annotated as tubulin alpha-3 chain. Gene Ontology annotation, cellular component: microtubule. Gene Ontology annotation, molecular function: GTP binding; structural constituent of cytoskeleton. NCBI's taxonomy places the organism in Eukaryota, Viridiplantae, Streptophyta, Magnoliopsida, Poales, Poaceae. Bases 1 to 696 code for a protein of 231 amino acids. The transcript is spliced from 4 exons. Gene Ontology annotation, biological process: microtubule-based process. The record is from RefSeq and is a predicted model, not a curated record.